Caenorhabditis remanei is the source of this 2493-nucleotide messenger RNA. RefSeq lists its product as uncharacterized. Lineage: Eukaryota; Metazoa; Nematoda; Chromadorea; Rhabditida; Rhabditidae. The transcript is spliced from 7 exons. Gene Ontology annotation, molecular function: nucleic acid binding. The coding region runs from base 1 to 2493 and encodes 830 amino acids. The record is from RefSeq and is a predicted model, not a curated record.
AUGAUGCCUUCCACAUCAAAUCCCAACGAGAAGAAUCUGGAAGAUGUUGGCGACCCAAAUUCGGCACAAAUUCCGAAUCCAGAAGAAGACCAAGCGGAAGAAUUAGAGGAGAUAAUAGUAGUGAGUGGCGAAGAAAUGCAAGCGAAUGGUGAAGAAAUGCAAGUUGUCGACCAAGAAGAAAUUAUUUUUGCGGAAGAUGGAGAGUAUAUCGAGUACGACGCCAUUGUAAGCGUCUCCAGUGAGAGAAAUCUCCUUUAUGAUAUGUAUCAACCACAAGCGACGGUAAAUGGAACGUUCGUUUGCAAAAUAUGCUUGAGAACUGGCAAAAAUACGGAAUAUCCGGAUAGAGCGUCAUUUGUGGCGCAUCGAUACAAAUGUCAUGGAAGUUUUAAUAACAAUGUGAUAUGUCCGAUAGCGGAUUGUCGUGAAGUUUACGCCUCACUCUAUACACUUCGACGUCAUCUAAGUCAACAACACGAGCUGCCGAUUGAGAUUCAUUUGCAAACGUUCACAAAUAUCGGAGAAUUCGAAAAGUUCAGACAUUUGAUAGAACUGGCUUCUGGUUGUCGGUACAUGAUGCAUACGAAGCAGCCAAAGUAUCGGAGACAAGUUAUGCAUUGUUCGAAGAGUGAACAUAAGUUGGUAUUGCAGACACAGAAACAUCGUCUUCCUCGCGAACGGAUGCUGAAAGAAGGUUCUGCAUGUCCAUCUGUAAUUUCGUAUCGAGUAAAUGCUUCGAAUGGAGAAGUCCACGCAUUCAUGCAGUUAUACCAUGUUGGCCACGCCCCUGAUUCAGAUGCAGAGCACAGUAAUGCAGACGCGGCGAGACCUAUGGAUGUAGUAUUCCCUUUGAAACCAUCGUUCUGGGCUGAUCGACCGAUGCAAUUCGUGCAAAUUGAUGUACAUGAAAUGCCACCAGCUGUAUACGGAAGUAAAGUCUAUGAGAGUAUUCUGAUAGUAAUGUGCUUGAAAUCGAAAUUCAUGUGGGCUAAACCACUGUACGAAUGCACACGAACAGCUAUCGGGAGACUUUUGAAUACGAUUUUCAAUGAAUACGGAGUACCAGAAGGAUUCUCGACAACAUUCCACCCAACAUACAUUCGGGAUACAAUGAAAUCAUUGGAAAGUGUAUAUGCUAUAGACAUUCGAGAAGUCUGGAAUGAGCCACCAGCCUAUAGUCUACUGGAAAGAUGGGUUCUUGAGUUGGCUGAAAUGGAUUUGUUAACAAGAAAUCGAUGGGUUGAGCAGUUACAAUUUGUGGUCAUGGAAUAUAAUCAGAGGCCGAUACCUGAACGAUUAGAGACACCAUUUGAACGAAUGUUCCGUAGAAAAGCACCGAAUUUGUAUCAUAACGGACAACAACAGGAUAUGAUGACUGCGAAAUUCAGAAGAUAUCAUGAGGAAUUGAGAAGAGAGGACGAGGGAAUGGAGGAGAAUUUGAGUGCCACAUUUGAACCGGGACAGAAAGUUUUUCUUCGAAAAGGAAUUACAAAGCCACGACGAGGAAAUAAUACUCAAUUCUACUUUGGAAUCAUUGGAGAACACGAUCCGAGUAAUCAGUAUUACCCAUAUAAAGUACAUUACUCAAGUACAGAUUCUCCGUGGCCAACUGAGAGAAACAUGUUCGCAUGGGUGAGUGUGUUCGAUCUGUUACCCACAAUUCAUGGAAUCAGUGAAAUGACAAAUAUGGAAAAAGAGGAAUCCAUUGCAAGCUACAUGUGUUCUUGUCCUGGAAUCGAAUCGAAUAAAAACUUUGAUAUGUCAGCUGUUGGAAAACCGGCUCGUGCUGCAUCUCACUGUCUUCUGUUCCGAAAUCUUCUUUGCUCGAAUCAUAUGUCCCGAUACUGCUGUAAGACAUUAGCCACUGGACCGUGUCGUUAUCAUUCAUUGUAUCCUGAAAACGACGAGUCUUACGCGAAAAUGGAUGCGGUUUUGACGGCAUUUCUAGCACAAAGUAAGGAUAUUGAGAAGAGAGAAUUGAGAAGAGAUAAGACGAUGGAGGAUCCUGGACCGAUUCGUCGACUGGUUCAAGCAGAAAUCGAUCGAAUGCGUCUCAACGGAGAAGACUUCGAUGUGAUCGAUGAAGAAGAGUUCGCGCCGCCUGAGAUGGAGGAACAUCAUCAGAUGCGUAGUCAUGAAGAUGUGCAAGGUUCAACAGAACAAAUCGACAUCGAGGGCAUAGAAGAAGAAGAAAUUUUGGAGCCAACUACUUCUCUGGAGCACAGAGAAGCUUCUGAUGUCGCAUUCGAAUACGAGGAUCCGAAGGAAGACGGUCAGCCUGGACCAUCUGAAUCUCAAAGCCCACUAAAGCGGAAUAGAGAGAAAAGUCCAGAAGAGAGCCAGAAACGGAAAAAAGUUUCUGAUGAUUCCGAGGAGUUUCUUCCAUCCGAAUCUUCGUCAAUACCUUCGAUAACGACGUCACCAUCUUCUAGAAGAGCGUCGGCAAGACGGACGAUACGCCCGAAAAAUUUGGAGGACUAUAUUGUUGAAUGA